CUAUAUUUUAAUGACGUGCAGUGGCGCCAGACGGAAGGGGUGUGGUGUCGUGCCGGAAAUCAGUGAGGCGGCUUUUCGAAGAUGGCGUCUCCGAAAACAUUGCCUAAAGAUGCACAAGUCAUGAUUCAGAUCCUAAAGGACAUGGGCAUCACCGAAUAUGAACCGCGAGUGAUCAAUCAAAUGCUGGAAUUCACUUACAGGUAUGUAACAACCAUCAUCGAAGAUGCCAAAAUCUAUGCCACUCAUGCAAAGAAGUCCAACGUGGAUGCUGACGACAUCAGGCUGGCCAUCCAGUGUCGAAUGGACCAGUCCUUCACUUCUCCCCCUCCCCGGGAUUUCCUGCUGGAGGUCGCAAGGCAGAAGAAUCAGACCCCCCUGCCUUUGAUCAAGCCCUACACGGGGCCACGCCUCCCCCCUGACCGCUAUUGUCUGACCGCGCCUAAUUACAGACUGAAGUCACUGCAGAAAAAGACGUCCUCAUCUGCAGGCCGGAUAACCGUGCCACGACUCAGCGUGGGAGCUGUGUCCAGCCGUCCGAGCACCCCCACGCUUGCCACCCCUUCGGUGCAGUCGCUCACAGGACAGCGCUUCACCGUGCAGAUCCCAUCCUCACAGGCCUCUUCAACCAAGUCAGGUAAAGGUCUGCAGGCUACACCAUCCACGCCCACCGUCCAGAAUGUUCUCAUCAACCCAUCGCUGAUUGGCUCCAAGAAUAUUCUCAUCACAACCAACAUGGUGUCGCAGAACUCCACCAGUGACUCCAGCACCCUGAAGAGGAAGCAUGAAGAGGAUGAUGACUAUGAUGCUUUAUGACCCCCCCCCCCCACCAUAAAUUAAGUGUUUGUUCUCUCAGCUGUUAAACUACAGCAUUUUGUAAAUAUAGUUUGUUUUGAAGAUUGUCCCCUUACUCUUUUUUUUUUUCCCUUGUAACAUAAAUAACCACAUUAGCAGUGAUCAUUACAAGUUUUGUACUGAAACAUAUAAUGUAACAUAAAGACUUUGUGACUUGGUGCCAUCAGAAAUAAAGUUGCUUUUAUGUUGCUCCUUCCUA
Messenger RNA from Paramormyrops kingsleyae, 1051 nucleotides. It is a transcript of the gene taf9, whose product is annotated as TAF9 RNA polymerase II, TATA box binding protein (TBP)-associated factor. Gene Ontology annotation, molecular function: protein heterodimerization activity; RNA polymerase II general transcription initiation factor activity; transcription coactivator activity. NCBI's taxonomy places the organism in Eukaryota, Metazoa, Chordata, Actinopteri, Osteoglossiformes, Mormyridae. Gene Ontology annotation, biological process: DNA-templated transcription initiation; RNA polymerase II preinitiation complex assembly. Gene Ontology annotation, cellular component: transcription factor TFIID complex; SAGA complex. The record is from RefSeq and is a predicted model, not a curated record.